UUACUCAUAGUAAAGCAAGGCUAAAUUCCAGGCAGUUCAGGAUUAGAAAAAUUACAUUUUCACUGGCAGACCUAUUAUCAAGCCCCAAAGUUGUUCAAAAUAAAAAUUUCAUGUUUUUUUAACGAAUUAUCUCGUUCGUGUCAUUGAAAGUGUUAAACUGCUAUUCUUAUCUCAAUACAAUUCACUGCAGACACACACAUAAAUAACAAGUGAAAAUAUUCCAAACUGAUUGGAUAUGGUAAUUACUAAAGUACGCUAUAAUUAGUUAUCAAGUACAGCUGUGCUUUAUAGUGUAAUCUGGCAGCUUUCUCGGUGUCUGAUAUUAGUGAGACUUGAAGUGAAAGUUUUAUUCGCCGAGUGAUAUAACGGUCUCUUGAAACUAAUAAAACGAUCACAUUCAUAAAAAGGAACAGCAACUUUGCUGCUGCAUUUUCUUAUACGAUGCAUUUGAAAGUUCAUUUAAUGCAGUCGUCUGGCGUCCUUUUACUGGUUUCAGCGACUUUUACGAACUUUCAGAUCUCCUCGUGAUACUUUCAUUAGUGCAUUAGACUAGUCCGUCUCUUAUGAAGCCUUAGACCUUAACAACCUCACAGUGUCCUCACAUUUUCAUUGCUGCUAUGCGAUAAAAUCUACAAUCCUUCAAUUUGCCUGGACAUUCGCAACUAAUGGGGCAGAUACCACCAUAUAAAGAGGCUAUUUCUUGUGUUAAAUCAAAACCUAGUUGACAACAAUAUAAAGCAACAGAUGUUUUCAUGUGUCCCAUAAAUUAUUCGAACUGCAACCAACAUUGUCCUAAUGUGUAACAUUUUCCACGUCACAAUGUCACGAAUGAGAGAAGUAUCAGCGAUCCUGGUGGUGGUAAUCGCAUUGUUGACAUCUGUAGCAGGAUCACCACAACCCGAAGAAACAAAGAAUGAAAUCGACAACCCAACACCAAAGAAAUCAGAGGCCAUUGCACAGAAAACCGUGUCACAGACCGUGACGUCAUCAUCACCAACUGACAAGGUGCACAUUACACGAGCACCACCAAUACCGACUCCUUCCAGCGGCUUCUCCAAAUUCAUUAACGAUAUCUUCCAGAUUCCAAUAUCAGUUCUUAAGGCCGUCAGUAAUUUCCUCAGCAACAGUUUUGGAAACGGCCAACUUCAGCGGAAAUCUUAAAGCACUACUUUGAACCAAACCAAAACGGAAGGAAGCUCAACGCAAGGACCAAAAACGCUCAAACACAGGGGCCGUCGGCCCUAAAAUAUCCAUCGUGCAACUCUCAUAAUGUGCUUCCGUUACUAUUAACGGGAUCUUGCCUAAAGGGUUUGUAACAUCGCUGACAACAUUUAGAACUGGACAUUACGUUCGAAGGUGUAUUUUCUGAAAUGUUUAGAGAAAGAAUUUGUAAACGUUUUUACGUUUAAAAUAAGAUCAAUGUGUGAUUCAUUUCUAAAUAAAAUGCAACAGUGUUGAGUUUCAUACACAGCCUCGCUUCCAGCCUUCGUGGCUUGUAUUAAUUUAAAAGUGAAAUUCAGUAGAAAUGGAACAGUCCUCAAAAAUCUAUAAAAGUGCACAAGAUUCAACUCCGGGAACUGAUAGGUUAAGCAAAACUGUAAAUUAAAGAAUUAUACUAUCCGUGUAUAUUCAAUAAACUAUGCUUUAUGUAACAAGAG
Messenger RNA from Zootermopsis nevadensis, 1658 nucleotides. The record is from RefSeq and is a predicted model, not a curated record. NCBI's taxonomy places the organism in Eukaryota, Metazoa, Arthropoda, Insecta, Blattodea, Termopsidae.